GUUUUUUUACGCUUCUGUGAGAAUGAAGAAACGCUUCUAUUACAUGUUCUUUACGAUGCCCUGAGCACAGAGCGGCCGUGUCUGCUUUGGUCAACAUCGUCUGAGUCUCCAAAACAGUGCUGUUUACAGCAAACAUCUCACCGGUGUGCCAAGUGCUGGUUGUUUUCCUCCGACUGACGCAAGACGCCUCGUAGUCACUGAAACGGUGAACGAUGUCGAAUAUAAAAGGCAGCUGCAGUCAGAAAGGGUCACGUUUUCACCACUCCUUCAGUUUGCAGACUAGCCAAAGCAGGUUUUUUGCAAAAAAAAAAAAAGACUCUAGUGAGCGAUGCCUUUACGACAAAGAGCUUCCUCUCAGCCCGGGAGAGGCGGCGUGCUCCUGAACCCCAAAGUGACGACGAUUCUUCGUCCUCGAGCUCUGACCUCGAGCUGCCGCUCGGCCGUGGAGGACCAUCUGUCGUGUCCCGUGUGCUGCGAGAUCUUCGCCGACCCCGUGGUCCUGCGCUGCAGCCACAGCUUCUGUCGAACCUGCCUGAACCAGUUCUGGAGCAAGAAGACACCUAAGCGCGAGUGUCCCGUGUGCAGGAGGAGGUGUUCGCUCACCGAGCCCACAGUCAGCCUCGUACUGAAGAACGUAUGUGAGACGCUGACGCAGGAACAGAAGGGCCUGAGCACGCCGCCGUCGUCUCCCGGCACCACCGUCAAGCUGUUAGACCUGUGUCCCACCCACAGAGAGCCGCUCAAACUCUACUGCCACGAUGAAGAAGAGCUGCUGUGCUGCGUGUGUCACACCUCCAAGAAGCACCAAGGCCACCGCGUCUGUCCCAUGGAGGAAGCAGCACAUGACCUUAAGGCGGAGUUGAAGAAGGAGCUGGUGCCGAUGAAGAAAAACCUCCGUCGUCUUUACGAGGCCAAGCAGGAGCACGACGACAUCACCAUCCACAUCAAGAACCAAAGGCAGCAGGCAGAGAAACAGAUCAGAGAGGAAUUUGAAGAGCUCAGACAGUUCCUGAAUAAACAGGAGCUGGAGCGGAUCUCUCUCCUGGCUGAGGAAGAGGAGGAGAAGUUGCAUGUAAUGAAGAAAAACACUGACAACCUCUCACGGGAUAUUCUGAUGUUCUCCCACGCCGUCAGAACCAUCGACGAUGAAAUGUCCAACAGCGAGGCCGUGUUCCUGAAGCACUAUAAGAAUAUAAAACAGAGGACACAAUUAACCUUUAAUGAACCGGUGAAAGUUCCAUCUGCUCUCAUCAAUGUGGCGAAACACGUCAGCUGUCUGAAGUUCAGCUUGUGGGAGAAAAUGCAGGCCCUGGUGGAAUACACUCCGGUGACACUAGAUGCCAACACGGCCUACCCCUGCCUGAGGCUGAGCAAAAACCUGGCCCACGUCAGCAACAGUGGCAUGAUGCAGAAGCUUCCCGACAACCCGGAGCGCUUCGACCACUUUGUCUUCGUGCUGGGAUCCGAGGGCUUUCAGUCGGGACGACACGCCUGGGAGGUUGAGGUGAAGAACAACAACGACUGGGUCAUCGGUGUGGUCAAGGAGUCCAUAGCCAGAAAAGGGAAAGUCUCAGGUGGUCCAGAGGCAGGUUUCUGGACAAUCGCGCUGUCUGACGGCAUUUACACGGCCAUGACGUCUCCGCCCACGAAGCUGAAGGUGACCGGCCAUCUCGAGAGAAUCAGGGUGAAGCUGGACUUUGAUGCUGGCGAGGUCAGCUUCUCUAACCCUCUGGACCUGACACCCAUCUACACCUUCAAUGAGCACUUCACUGAGAGGAUGUUCCCUUUCUUCUGCCCCGGCGCCAAUAUCAACGGCAGCAACUCGGGUCCUCUGAAGAUCUGCCCGGUUAAAAUAGCUGUGUGGAACAGCAGCCUCUGGUAACAUGUCAAUUUAUUCGUAUAGCACUUUUAACAACGGACAUUGUCUCAAAGCAGCUUUACAGAAGUAUAGAAACAUUUAUCUCUGAAAUGUAUCCCUAAUGAGUAAGCCUGAGGUGACCGUAGCAGGGAAAAACAUCCUGAGAUGAUACGAGGAAGAAACCUGGAGAGGAACCAGACUCGGAAGGGAACAGAGAAUGGGAUUAGAAAUCAUUUCUAUAACUGUGUGUGUUUAAGUGAAAUCAUGUAACCAGGAGAUUUUUUUUAACAGCUUAGAAAUGUUCUAUUAUUUUAUUCACACGAACACCAAACACAAGAUUAAAAGCAGUUGUUAAUAACUUCUUAAGCACAUUUCCAUGAUACGGUCGACGCCGUAGCUGUUCCCGUAUUAUUGCAGCUUCACCUCCUGGAGCUCGGUUUAAUCUCUGAUGGCAGGGAGUUGUCGAGCACCGAGCGUAACAAAUCCUUUUCUCUGGGUUUAAUUCUGUUCUGUUUAUGCUGCUGUGAUCGUGAAGGCACACGGAACUCUGACCCUAAGGGAACCGGAUCAGAAGACAAACUAAAGCAUUAGAUUGCUAACACCGGUGUAACAUCAUCCGAGGCAACAGCUGAGAUCGAAUUUAUUGGCACCUUAACAAUCUAGGCAUAUUCUUACCAGCUUUAUUUAUUUAUUCAUGUGAUUCAUUAAUCAUAACAUUACUCAUUAGUUAUGCUUUUUACAUUCAUUAUGGUGGUUUAUAAUGUAAUACAAUAUUUAAAUAUAAUAUAAACAGCAGCGGUGACACAGUGGCUUAGUGGUUAGCACGUUUGCCUCACACCUCCAGGGUUGGGGGUUCGAUUCCCGCCUCCGCCUUGUGUGUGUGGAGUUU
Molecule: messenger RNA, 2747 nt
Organism: Tachysurus fulvidraco (yellow catfish)
Lineage: Eukaryota; Metazoa; Chordata; Actinopteri; Siluriformes; Bagridae
Gene: trim35-12
Product: tripartite motif containing 35-12
Exons: 6
Coding region: 329-1882 (517 amino acids)
Molecular function (GO): protein binding; zinc ion binding
Source: RefSeq, a predicted model, not a curated record